GACUGCAAAAAAAGGUUCACAGAAGUCCAAGAAGGAAGAAACAAAACAGAAAGCAGCCAUCUGGAGGCGGCCGCUGGUGGACAAGCCCGUGGAUGACGUCUACUUGGCCUGGCUUUAUAAGCGGCCAUCCUAUGGUGUAGAAGAGGCUCUGGGUUUGCUGAAGAAAUACCAGGAGCUAGACUUCACUUCUCCAAAGCAAUACAUCUAUAUUAACGUAUCCCUAGAUAUGGCACUACAGAAGAAGAAAAAGGUGGAUCCAUUUGCAAGCGUUGUUCUGCUUCCAUACCGCUUUACAGAUGAAGUGAAUAAGGUCUUGGUCUUCACUGAGGAUGAGCAAGAAGCUGAAAUAGCCCGAGAGAACGGAGCUGCCGUCGUGGGAGGACUUGAAUUAGUCAAAUGGAUUUUGGAAGAUGAAAUCCAAGUGGACUUCUACGUAGCCGUUCCUGCGAUAAUGCCUAAACUCAUACCAUUAAGGAACAAGCUAAAACGAAAAUACCCGAGCAUGAGAAGAAAUUCCCUGGGCAGUGAUAUUCCCAAAAUGCUGCACCUCUUCCGAGACGGUCUUGAGUACACGGUAGAAGACGAGCGUCUGAUCAAGACAAGAAUAGCAAGACUGGAUAUGCCCACCGAGCAGAUAAUUGCCAAUCUCAAGACAGUGAUCCAGGAUAUCUGCACGUUCAAGCCAUCGAGCUAUGGUCCUAUUGUGCAGAAGUUGGUGAUUAGGUCUGCAACCAGUGAAGGUUUGCUACUGAACCUUGAUGGGCUUCUACCAGAGGUAGAGAAGGCAGAAGGAAAAGAAGAAGGUGAUGCAGAAGAUGGUGAAGAAAAAGAUGUCCAAGAAUCUGCGAGCACCUGA
Molecule: messenger RNA, 856 nt
Organism: Mesitornis unicolor (brown roatelo)
Lineage: Eukaryota; Metazoa; Chordata; Aves; Mesitornithiformes; Mesitornithidae
Gene: MRPL1
Product: mitochondrial ribosomal protein L1
Exons: 7
Source: RefSeq, a predicted model, not a curated record